CCCCUCCCCUCUCCCCUUGACUCCUCUCUGAGGCACCAUGCUGACCCGCCUGUUCAGCGAGCCUGGCCUCCUUUCGGACGUGCCCAAGUUCGCCAGCUGGGCCGACGACGACGGCGACGAGCCGAGAAGCGACAAGGGCGACGCGCCACCGCAGCCUCCGCCUGCUCCUGGGUCGGGGGCUCCAGGACCCGCCCGGGCCUCCAAGCCGGUGUCCCUUCGUGGAGAAGAGGUCCCCGAAGCCACGUUGGCCGAGGUCAAGGAGGAAGGCGAGCUGGGUGGCGAGGAGGAGGAGGAAGAGGAGGAGGAGGAAGGGUUGGACGAGGCGGAAGGCGAGCGGCCCAAGAAGCGCGGGCCGAAGAAACGCAAGAUGACCAAGGCACGUCUGGAGCGCUCCAAGCUGCGGCGACAGAAGGCCAACGCGCGGGAGCGCAACCGCAUGCACGACCUGAACGCCGCGCUGGACAACCUGCGCAAGGUAGUGCCCUGCUACUCCAAGACGCAGAAGCUGUCCAAGAUCGAGACGCUGCGCCUGGCCAAGAACUACAUCUGGGCUCUCUCGGAGAUCUUGCGCUCCGGCAAGAGGCCGGAUCUGGUGUCCUACGUGCAGACUCUGUGCAAGGGGCUGUCGCAACCCACCACAAAUCUGGUGGCUGGCUGCCUGCAGCUCAACUCUCGUAACUUCCUCACAGAGCAGGGCGCGGACGGCGCCGGCCGCUUUCACGGCUCGGGUGGCCCGUUCGCCAUGCACCCGUACCCGUACCCGUGCUCCCGCCUGGCGGGCGCACAGUGCCAGGCGGCCGGCGGCCUGGGCGGAGGCGCAGCGCACGCCCUGCGGACCCACGGCUACUGCGCCGCCUACGAGACGCUGUACGCGGCGGCGGGUGGCGGAGGUGCCAGCCCGGACUACAACAGCUCUGAGUACGAGGGCCCGCUCAGCCCCCCGCUCUGUCUCAACGGCAACUUCUCACUCAAGCAGGACUCGUCUCCAGACCACGAGAAGAGCUACCACUACUCUAUGCACUACUCGGCGCUGCCCGGUUCGCGGCCCGCGGGCCACGGGCUGGUCUUUGGCUCGUCGGCCGUGCGCGGGGGCGUCCACUCCGAGAAUCUCUUGUCUUACGAUAUGCACCUUCACCACGACCGGGGCCCCAUGUACGAGGAGCUCAACGCGUUUUUCCAUAACUGAGACCUCGCGCCGGCCCCUUUCUUUUUCUUUGCCUUUGCCCGGCCCCCUAGCCCCAGCCCCGCGAGCUCAGGGGCUCCCACCGACUCCAGCGCCAGGCGCGCGGGGCGUGGGCCGCCGGUUCUGCGGCUCUCCAGGGCUGGCGCGGUCUCCUACCUGUGGGUGGCCCGUCCCAGGGGCCUCGCUUCUCCCUGGGGACUCGCCUUCUCUUUCCCAACGGGCUUCCUCCUCCCUUCUCCCGUGGAGUGCAUCUCCAGGGACCUCCCUCCCGGCCCUCCCUGGAGACUCCUUAGGCUUUCCCAAACUUGAGUUUUCUCUCCUCACCUCCCAGUAGGCCAGAAGGCUUGGGGAGGGGCAGCUGAGUUUCGGGAUAGUGUCUCCGCUUAUGAUUACUUUUUAAAAAGACACUGAGCUGCCCAGGCCAAAAGCAGUUGGUAUCUCUUCCUUCUCGAAGAGGGCAAAACCAGGGCGCCCGAACGCCUUCACCCCAACCCGAAUCUCCGCGUUUUUUAAUUUUUAUUUUGGUGGGAGGGGAUGUGGAUUGAGAGGACAGAGAGAGGCCAAGUCAAUUUGUAACUAGAAUCAUGUUUCCUUUCCCUUUUUAAAAAAACCAAGCAUACAAAAGAAAAAAAAAAAAAGCUAAGAGGCGACAGAGGCCGAACUCAGAGUCCGGAUCGGAGAGAAAACGCAGUAAGAACUUUUAGAAGCAAUAAAAGGCAAAAUAAUAAUAAUGAUAAUAAUAAUAAUAAUAAUAAUAAUAAUAAAUACUACCAAUAAUAAUUUUUAAAGAGACACAAAUAUCUAUGCAAGAAGGUUCUGACUGAGCCUAGCAGCCCAGCCCGGGGAUGCCCCUCGGGUCCGCUGGCUGCCCCGCCCAAGCGCGGAUCUGUGCACUUUGGUGAAGUGGGGGCCCGCGCCGCCCCUCCCCCCCAGGUUUUUACAAUCAAUGACUCGGAGAUUUGGAGCCCCAGUACCACUGCCCUCCCCCCACCCUGUCCCGUUGUGCGUCACACUGUUUUCUAAAAACCUGUUUCCAAAUUUGUAUGGAAUGGCAAACUGUUGGGGGGUCGGUUUGGGGAGGGAGGGUUUGCAUGAGAGACACACGCACACCACACCACGCACACGCAGGCCCGACGCGGGCGUCCGGGGACAGGAGGAGGUGAGUCUCCCGGCUCCUCCUCUCCACAGGCACUCCCGUCCCUCCUGGGGUGAGAUGGAGGAGCCUAGACCUGGGAGCAGCCUUACCCCUGCCCGGAUUGUGCCUCGGUGGGCGCCAAGCUCCUGGUGACUUCUGGUGGCUGGAGAGGUUCUUUUUGUUUUGUUUCCUUUUGUUGUUGUUGUUGUUGUUUGGGGGG
This is a messenger RNA of Onychomys torridus (southern grasshopper mouse), 2538 nucleotides long. It is a transcript of the gene Neurod2, whose product is annotated as neuronal differentiation 2. Gene Ontology annotation, molecular function: protein dimerization activity. The transcript has 2 exons. Bases 38 to 1186 code for a protein of 382 amino acids. The record is from RefSeq and is a predicted model, not a curated record. Gene Ontology annotation, biological process: nervous system development; regulation of DNA-templated transcription. Lineage: Eukaryota; Metazoa; Chordata; Mammalia; Rodentia; Cricetidae.